CAGCUUAACGAAUACAAUUGAAGUUAGCGAUGCCCGGGAAACGAACAUCAACUACUACGAGAAGUUCGUUGGCUCUAUUGCGAGCUAGGAUUUAGCAACGUCAGAGAAAUGCUUGCAGCUUUCGGAGCGUGGACCCAGAGGCUCUGGCGCCACCACAAUUUCACCGUAAAAUCCAUUUAUAUCGGCAAUUCCAGGGGUUAUUCCUCUUCUGUUGCUGCCGCCGCCGCCUUACCGCCGAAGAGAAUAGGAACUCACAAUGGUAGCUUCCACUGCGACGAAGCUCUCGCCUGCUUUAUGAUUCGCCUCACGAGCAAGUUCUCGAACGCCCAAAUUAUUCGAACUCGCGACCCUCAGAUUCUGAAUGAGCUUGAUGCGUUAGUUGAUGUUGGGGGAGUGUAUGAUUCAAGCAGAGACCGGUACGAUCAUCAUCAGAAAGGUUUUAAUGAAGUUUUCGGCCAUGGCUUUACAACUAAACUGAGCAGCGCAGGCCUUGUAUAUAAGCACUAUGGAACAGAGAUAGUAGCAAAGGAAGUUCAGCUUCAUGAAGAACAUCCAGAUGUUCAUAGAUUAUUUUUGGCUGUCUAUAAGAACUUUAUAGAGGCAGUUGAUGCUGUAGAUAAUGGAAUCAACCAAUAUGAUAUAGAUCAGCCUCCAAGAUAUGUAAAUAAUACUAGCCUGUCAUCAAGAGUGGGAAAACUGAAUCUGGACUGGAUUGAUCCUGAUCAGUCACCUAAGAAAGAGGAUAAAGCCUUUCAAAGUGCAAUGACUUUAGCUGGGAGAGAAUUUCUGGAGUGUAUUCAUUUCUAUGCGAAAUCGUGGUUGCCAGCAAGAUCAGUUGUCAAGGACUGCCUUGUAGCAAGGGAAUAUAUUGAUUCUUCAGGGGAAAUCAUGGUGCUGACUAGGCCUUGCCCUUGGAAACUUCAUAUAUUUGAGCUUGAGGUGGAAAUGAAGAUUAAUCCUUCAAUCAAAUGUGUGAUUUACCAGGAUGACAGGAGUGAAAAUUGGCGUUUGCAGGCGGUAGCAGUUUCACCUGAUAAAUUUGAAAGUCGAAAACCACUACCAUCUCCUUGGAGGGGGUUGGCUGAUGAAGAACUGACUUCGGUUGCUGGCAUCCCUGGUUGUAUCUUUGUGCAUAUGAGUGGUUUCAUUGGAGCAAAUAAAACGUAUGAAGGUGCUCUUAACAUGGCAAGAGCUUCUCUAGAGUCCUGAACACAAAUUGCUGCUAAAUGUACCUGAACACUCUUAAGAAGUACUUCACCACCUUUUGAUUAGUCAAACUCAAAGCAAAGUUGGUUCAACCUUCACUGGUGUUGUGUGCUUCUGAUCCAUGGAAGAUAUGAUAUGUCUCACUUAUAGGGUAUUCUUAUAAUUAUUAAUUGUUGGGUUGAGCACUCAAUUCAAAUUUUGUUUCGCAGCUGAUAAUUGUCAACCCAUUCGCUUACAGUAGACUGGUGCUUGUAGGCCUAUUGGCAUUUCGGAUCUAUCCUGGUGAAUACUCUAGUUGCAAUUGAUGAUAGGGACAAAAUAUUACACUUUCCUCAAUUUUAUUUUUUACACAAAGAGUUCUAUAAGCUAUGGUAUUUAGUUGAAUUUAAAAUUUUGGCAGUCUUAUUUUUCUUUGAA
Messenger RNA from Ipomoea nil (Japanese morning glory), 1623 nucleotides. Its product is annotated as UPF0160 protein-like. Gene Ontology annotation, cellular component: cytoplasm; nucleus. The transcript has 7 exons. The coding region runs from base 109 to 1209 and encodes 366 amino acids. The record is from RefSeq and is a predicted model, not a curated record. NCBI's taxonomy places the organism in Eukaryota, Viridiplantae, Streptophyta, Magnoliopsida, Solanales, Convolvulaceae.